Frieseomelitta varia is the source of this 2244-nucleotide messenger RNA. RefSeq lists its product as uncharacterized. Lineage: Eukaryota; Metazoa; Arthropoda; Insecta; Hymenoptera; Apidae. The record is from RefSeq and is a predicted model, not a curated record. Gene Ontology annotation, cellular component: chitin-based extracellular matrix. The coding region runs from base 116 to 1117 and encodes 333 amino acids. Gene Ontology annotation, molecular function: structural constituent of chitin-based larval cuticle. The transcript has 4 exons.
UCGUAACCGUUAGCUGUGCCACGCUCGGAUUAUCCAUCGCGCGGGAAACACACAUCGGGAAUAUUCGAAUAGUCUGCCUCCGAGUACCAUCGACGUACCUGGCCCCGUGUACAGCAUGAUACUCACAAUUCUAUUGUGUACGAUUUUCGGGCGAAUCGAUACGUCACCGAUCGCGAACGUUUGGCUCAGCCCAAUACGAUCUCUGACGCCAUUGAAGCAGUAUCACAUACAAGACGGAUCCGGCGGAUAUCAUUACUCAUUCACGGGGCCCCAUCACGCGAAAUCGGAAUCCAGUUUGAACGGAAUCACGCAGGGUGGUUAUUCCUACAUCGACGCCAAUGGAAUUUUGCAAACGGUAACGUACACGGCGGACGAUCAGAAUGGAUUCAGAGUGAGCGCCAGUAACUUACCGCAACCGCCGAAGAACGAUCUUCAGGCGAUCAACGAUACACCGGAAGUGGCCGCGGCGAAGAAGACUCACUUGGACGAGCUGCAGAAAUCGCAGUUCGGGGACCAAUCGAAUUAUCAAUCGAACAUUCUCUCUUACAAGAUCCUGCCGUCCUACUUCAGCUUUGCACAGCUGACGAACGACGACGAAAAGAAUCUAGCCGUACGAGAAGUCGCGCAAACCCCGAAGAAUCCGUUCCUCCUGUCCAACUCGGAAGCAGAGGGGAUCGAGGUGCCAAAACCGGACGCAAACCUCUCAAAACUGUCGCCUUCAACAACCGUUUCACCGUCGUUGCCAUCGUCACUCCCUUCAAAUCAACAACGGAAGAACGAAGGACCGUCGCCUCAACGAAAUUCGAUACAAAUAAACAAACUGGUAUCUCUGAACCCUGUCCAGAGGCCUGUAGCUGUUCCAACACCCUACGUACUUCCGGUUGUGCCGUACAGACUAUUGCACAGUGCUCUCCACCACACGCAGGACUCCUUAGGCCAAUACGAUUACAGUUACAUGGGAGAUUCCAGCGCGAAAACAGAGUCCAGGUCGUUGGAUGGAACGACAAGGGGUGCUUACAGCUACAUCGAUCCAAACGGAAUUUUACAACAGGUUCAUUACGUGGCGGAUCAUAACGGGUUCAGGGUCGUGGCUACCAAUCUGCCGGAAGCGAAGUAAGCCAACGAGGUCGAUUCGACCGCGACGACGAAUGAUUUUAUUAUUGAUUCAUCGGGGGUGGUUUCUUAUCGAGGACAGGCUGGAGUAGUUCGUGACGUAUUUUGAAAUAGGGGAUAGAAAAUUCUUGGAUAUUUUUCUUUUUGUUAGCGUUUCUAGCAUUCUUAGAUAUUUCGUUCUUCUUUUUUGUUUUUUUUUUUUUCUUUUACUUUUAGAGGAAGAUAGAAUUUUUUCUUUGUAAUUCUUAGGGGAAGAUAUUCCGUAAUCCUUCAGGGGGAGAUAUUUUGUCUCGGAAUUCUUUGGAAUUUUUUAAGGAUACGAAUUGGAAAGUUAACGAAGAUAAGAAAAUCUAGAGAAAAAGAACUAUUUUAUACUUCCCUCUCCUUUUUUCUUUUUCGGCAAAGAAUCUAAACUGCAAUGCCUAUUGCUCUAAAUUAUCAAGAAAUUUACUUUGAAAGUCAAAUAUGAUUAAACGAUCCAAAAUUUUACAACUUAAAAUACAAAGAAAAAUAUAUAAAAUACCCAAAGAGUAUUUUACACGUAAAAUAAUUUUCUAACAAAGUUCUAUCUUUUUUUUUUUCUUCUUUGCACGUUCUCAAAAAUACGAACUUGCAUAAAAAUCUGUAGCGUACUUAUAAAAAAUGCACAACUUCUUCAGAAUUUUAAUUAAUCUUAUCUUCCUUGAGAGCUUCCGCGAUUUGUCAUCCCCACCGUCAUGUUGCCUCGAUCGAAGAAAAAUAACGCGUACAGCCAAGAAAAGGAAAGUUUCGUCGUUGAUUUUCCAAUGAUUGGUAGCCGCCGUAUUCCUUUCUUUGUCAAAAGAACGAAAAGAUCAAAGGGGCAGGAUAAUCUUCAUUUUGCGCUGUUCGAUUGGGAAUUUCUUGCGAAACGCGUUUCUUGCUACGGGGUUUAUUUCACCGGUGAGGGGGUAAUCAAACUUUCUGAAUGCCUUUCGAGCUCGUUCCGCGCAAGCAACGCCCGUGACACUAAACGGGAACGAACUUAAUUCGCAUUCGUUCUCUCUUUUCGUUUCGCUCUUUCUCUCUCUCUCUCUCUUUUUUCCAUUCUCCCUUAUUCGCGUUAAUUGUCGCGAGUAAAUCAAUUUACACAUGAAUAAAUUAUUUCAUCCA